GGUCAUCACAGUGCCGAUCCCGGGGUCUUCACAUAUUUGCGAUCCCAAUAAUCCGAGUUGGGGGCAAAAACUUUUGAUUUUUUGCGUAUUUUCUUGACCCUCCUGCCGACCUGACCACUUAAGUUAAAAUUUAGAGUGCGGAUAUCCUGGCUACUACGAAAGCAUCAUACCCACUUUAACGAAAUGUUACAAGCAGAAGAUAGCAGCGUUUUGUGGUUGGUUGUGCUAGGAUUUAUAAUUGCUUUUGUUCUUGCUUUUGGAAUUGGAGCCAACGAUGUUGCUAAUUCCUUUGGAACUUCAGUUGGUUCAAAAGUCCUAACACUCUUUCAAGCAUGUGUCAUUGCAAGUAUUUUUGAGUUAGGAGGAGCUAUUCUGAUUGGAUCGAAAGUGUCUGACACUGUUCGAAAGGGUAUUAUCGAUAUAAAUGGCUUUCAAGGCAGUGAAGAACUUGCAAUGGUAGGUGCAUUUAGUGCACUUACAGGAACAAGUGUGUGGUUAUUAAUAGCUACAUUUUUUGCACUACCUGUGUCAGGUACUCAUAGCAUAGUUGGUGCAACAAUUGGAUAUGGUGUUGUUGCUUUUGGAGGGAGUGGGAUUACAUGGCCUACCUUUGGAAAAAUUGCUGCUUCUUGGAUCAUUUCCCCACUGUUGUCUGGAUUGAUGUCAAGCUUAAUUUUUAUAUUGAUAAAUAAAUUUAUUCUAACUAGCAGCAAUCCAUUGUUUAGAGGACUAUUGGCAUUGCCCUUUUUGUUUGCUGCGACAAUAUUUAUCAAUUUGUUUUCCAUAUUCUAUAGCAGCUCUGAAGUGUUUGGCAUGGAAAACUUGAAGUGGUUUGAAAUACUAGCAAUAUGUAUUGGUUGUGCAAUUCUGAUUGGUAUUUUAACAGCAGUGUUUUUAAAUCCUUGGUUGAAGAAGAGAAUCCUCUAUGAAGGAAGCUUACCAGUAUCACAUCUAUCAGCAUCAUUUAAGAAGAACACAUCUUUUAAUACAACGGAUCAAGUGGAGGUCACAAGUAUGAAGAAAAUUGAGGGUUCUGUUCAUAAUCAAGUCUUUCAAGAUGAAACUUAUCAAGAUGAAGAAACAGAUGAAAAGGCAGUAUCAGUUAAGUUUAAUGAAGAAGAAGUUAAUUCUCUCAAGAAAGAUGAUAAAAUAGAUCUUAUAGCAGAUUCAGAAACUGAUAAUGGUUUGAGAAAAAAACGGUCAGAAUCUGCAGCAUCAAGAUCUAGAUCUGGAUCAGUACGUUCUCGAACCAGAAGUGUCAUCGAGGAUAUAAUGAUGCCAGUUGAUGAAACAGCAAGAUCAAAAAUUCAAGAUGAUCCACACUCUGCCCGCCUCUUUAAAUAUCUCCAGAUUUUAACUGCGUCUUUUGGAGCUUUUGCUCAUGGUGGUAAUGAUGUCAGUAAUGCGAUAGGACCUGUCAUCUCUCUUUGGCUUAUUUACCAAAACGGGGAAGUUGUUUCCAAAGCAUCAACUCCAAUAUGGAUCUUGAUAUACGGCGGAGUUGGAAUCAUUCUAGGCUUGUGUAUAUGGGGACAAAAGGUUAUCAAAACAAUUGGUGAAAAUCUUUCUCCCAUAACACCUAGCAGUGGUUUUGCUAUCGAAAUCGGGUCAGCAUUAACUGUACUUCUGGCAUCAAAUCUUGGUAUACCAGUCUCGACUACGCACUGUAAAGUCGGCUCGGUUGUUUUUGUUGGUCGAGUUCGUGCAAAAGAAGUUGUAGAUUGGUCCUUGUUUGGAAAUAUUGUAUUGUCUUGGGUGGUGACCAUGCCUAUUACUGGUGGAAUUUCUGCUGCUUUGUUUGCUAUACUGCGAGAAAUACUGUAUUAAGAGUUGUGAUGAUGAAGAUUUUUAGAAGAUACAGGAAUACAUAUAGUUUAUAUAAUUGAUUGUUGUAACGAUUAGUUUUAUUUUACAUCAACUUUCGAGUGAUGUUGUCAUGACACAAUGUAUCCAAUUUGCAUUUCAGUUUUAUUUUUUAUUUUUAUAAAAGUUUGUUUUCAGCUUAUAAUUUUAUAGAUUUAUUUACGCAUGUAAUGUAAGGUGUGAAAUAUGUAUGAUUCGAAUAGUAUUAAUUUAUAAUAAUAUAUAUAUAUAUUUUAAUUUUUAGCGAAAAUAACUAGACAAAAUAAUAUAAUCCUAAAAAAUAAACAGUUUUUCCGCACACACUCAACAGCUCUGAAAAUUUCUAUACCGCUACACUGCACGGGCCCAUUCUAGCGUCUCCUCAGCCGAUUCCUGUGCUUCGUUCAGAAUACGUUAGUUUACAUCCCCGCAGACUUACGUCACACAAGUUCAGAAAAUACUUACCAUUUAUUGUAUUGGUGUCUAUUUCUUUCAUUGGUAUUCCUUCGUCCUGUGUGUAUUUGUUUUGCACAACCACUAAUAUUUUACCGAUUUAAAAUCCCAUAAAAAUAAAUUAAUAAAUAAAUAUUUUCAGCGACUUUA
Messenger RNA from Hydractinia symbiolongicarpus, 2445 nucleotides. Its product is annotated as sodium-dependent phosphate transporter 2-like. Gene Ontology annotation, molecular function: phosphate transmembrane transporter activity. The transcript has 9 exons. Gene Ontology annotation, biological process: phosphate ion transmembrane transport. NCBI's taxonomy places the organism in Eukaryota, Metazoa, Cnidaria, Hydrozoa, Anthoathecata, Hydractiniidae. Gene Ontology annotation, cellular component: membrane. The coding region runs from base 184 to 1827 and encodes 547 amino acids. The record is from RefSeq and is a predicted model, not a curated record.